CGUCUGACCCCUCGGCCUGAGAUAGCUUGAAGGCCUCUUGUGUCGGAAGCCUGCCACGACAGCCUUCGAUGCACCUCUUCGACGCCUGCGUACCGCCACGCAAUCCCGAGUCGGCGCCGCCGACAGCAUCUUGACCAAUUUCAGUGACUCAUAACGGCAAUGACAGAAAUAAUCAAGGCACAGGCACAGGCACAGGCCCCUCCAAGAGAAGAAGAAGCAGUUCACCUCGAGGAGGUCACCGAAACUCCCUACCUCUCUCCACUCGCCACAACCAGCACAGAGGACCUCCCAUCCCAAGAAAGAGACCCCUCAACGCAAGCGGCCCUCUCCGCCACCGACCACCCCUCCAUGUACAUGUCCCGCGGCAAACUCAGAACAACAUGUUUCGACGCGGCAGCAGGGCUGCAGAGGACAACCACCCGCGGCGACGACACAAAACACAAUCUACCUUGGGCCCCCAAGCACCACGGAACGCGGCUGCGCAAGUGUGACGUACGACAACACACGAGGCGUACUGCUCCUUCCGCUCCCCGGACCCCCGGAGCCCUGCACCGGGCUACGAGGGUCGCCAUCGAGCUGCCGCAGCUGUGGCCGGAUAUCAUGGCGCGCCUGGCGGGUGAUGGAUAG
This is a messenger RNA of Diaporthe batatas, 627 nucleotides long. RefSeq lists its product as uncharacterized. Lineage: Eukaryota; Fungi; Ascomycota; Sordariomycetes; Diaporthales; Diaporthaceae. Bases 160 to 627 code for a protein of 155 amino acids. The transcript is spliced from 2 exons. The record is from RefSeq and is a predicted model, not a curated record.